AUGACCGCAGGCGACCCUAAAUCUCGCGGUUAUGAACCCGCUCACCUUCACGAUGUGGAUUCCGAACCACUGAGUCUGACUUCCUGGGAGUAUAAGCGCCAUCCGGUGUAUUCGCGCAGCGAAUGGCUCUACGAGACUAUUACCCUUGUUAUCAGCCUAGGUCUUCUCGGUGGCAUCGUCUGUAUCUUCUGGUAUAUGGAUGGAAAACUUCUCUCUGACUGGCCCGGCCCUGUAUCCCUCACCGCGACAAUUUCCAUCCUAACAACCUGCUGCACUGCGGCAAUGAUGCACAGCGUUAGCCAGUUUAUCAGUCAACUCAAGUGGCUUUACUUCGGGAAAGGGAGGGCCCAGAAGCUGGCCCAAUUCGAGACGUUUGACGAAGCGAGCCGUGGCCCUUGGGGUUCCAUCAUGCUGCUUACCACAGUCAAGUGGAAUCUGGCCACUCUCGGCGCACUUAUCACAAUCUUUCGGCUGAGCUUUGCGCCGCUUGCCCAGCAAGUUCUUGCGUUCCCGGAGCGGGAUAAUCACACCGAGGAUUACAGCGUUACUUUUGGCUACUCCCACAAUUUUAGUUAUCCCAGGCCUGGCACAGCACGGGGAUUCGGUGUGUUUGACGGCAUCACACAAGACCCUGGUCUGCAGGCCGCCAUAGUCCAGGGCCUGUAUGGAAUCAGAAGCCUUGCAGAGUUUAGCUGCCCUGGAAUCUGUGACUGGAACGGCUCAUAUAUAUCUCUCGGCUUUAGUAGCGCAUGUAGCAAUGUCACGGAGGCAACUUUGCAGACAGAAAGCUGUGGUAGUGUGAAUUACUGGAAAGUGUGCAACAUGACAACGCCAGGAGGAGUGAUGGUCUCGACUCGACUGCAGGAGACCGUUGCCGGUACCAGCUACUAUAUGAAUGUUUCCUCCCUGGUCACCGAUAUUGCCAAUCCGAACGACAUGCUGCGGCACAGCCUACCGGUAGUUGUCAGGUUCGCAAUAUACAGAUCAACCCCGAGCCUGAACAUGUACGCUACUAACAUCAACAUAACGGACUGCUCUCUGUUCCUCACGGCAUAUCAAUACACACAUGCCAAGGCAAACGGCAGUGACUUUUCCUUCGAGCAGGUCCGGGAACUUGAUUUUGGCGUCGAGAACCCAUGGAACGUUGAGAGGACCACUGUCUUGGGCUCAAGAGUAUAUACCGAUGUGACCGAGGCCAACAAUAUUAGUAUUCCUGCCCUACAAAUUGGCUGGGCUGACCUUGCGGCCUUGGGCAAUUAUCUCAAGUCACGGAUGUUUGUUACAGAGUGGGUAGAAGGAAACUACGAGAACAGUGAUAUAGGGCUGACUGCUCUUUUCUACGGCGAUGCGGACAUCGACAAGCCAUUCGAAAGAAUGGCCAAAAGUAUGACAGACUAUCUACGGCGCUCUCCUGAUGCCUUGGCCGCUUCUGGAGAGAGGGUCAAUCGAUUGACGUAUGUUCAGAUCCAUUGGUGGUAUCUCAUCGGCCCUGCGGCCAUUCAGCUGAUGGCGGUAUUGUUUGGCAUCACGACAAUCUUCAUCAAUCGCAAGAGUCGUCGCGUUCCGCUAUGGAAGUCAUCUGCGCUGGCGGUGCUGGCUUGUCAGCAUGAACAGCAGCUCGGCAUAAUACACAGCAAGGUCAAGGAUAUCAAGCAGAUUGAAAAGGCGGCUGAGAAGGCUAAGGUGCGGCUGGAAUAG
Molecule: messenger RNA, 1698 nt
Organism: Aspergillus mulundensis
Lineage: Eukaryota; Fungi; Ascomycota; Eurotiomycetes; Eurotiales; Aspergillaceae
Exons: 2
Coding region: 1-1698 (565 amino acids)
Source: RefSeq, a predicted model, not a curated record